This is a messenger RNA of Balaenoptera ricei (Rice's whale), 2533 nucleotides long. RefSeq names its product histidine ammonia-lyase (gene HAL). Lineage: Eukaryota; Metazoa; Chordata; Mammalia; Artiodactyla; Balaenopteridae. The coding region runs from base 35 to 2008 and encodes 657 amino acids. The record is from RefSeq and is a predicted model, not a curated record. Gene Ontology annotation, cellular component: cytoplasm. Gene Ontology annotation, molecular function: histidine ammonia-lyase activity. The transcript has 20 exons. Gene Ontology annotation, biological process: L-histidine catabolic process.
CUCCCCUCCUGGUGACUGCCGCCAGCGGACGACCAUGCCCAGGUAUACGGUGCACGUGCGCGGAGAGUGGCUGGCGGUGCCCUGCCAGGAUGCGCAGCUCACGGUGGGCUGGCUGGGCCGGGAGGCCGUACGGAGGUACAUCAAGAACAAGCCAGACAAUGGUGGCUUCGCCUCGGUGGACAACGUCAGCUUCCUCGUGCGCCGCUGCAAGGGCCUGGGCCUGCUGGACCACGAGGACCCGCUGGAGGUGGCCCUGGAGGACAACGAGUUCGUGGAAGUGGUUAUAGAAGGGGAUGCCAUGUCUUCCGACUUCAUUCCAUCGCAACCAGAAGGAGUUUACCUAUACAGCAAAUACCGGGAACCCGAAAAGUACAUUGCCUUAGAUGGGGACAGCCUGACCACAGAGGAUCUGGUCAGCUUGGGCAAGGGACACUACAAAAUCAAGCUCACCCCCACUGCUGAAAAGAAGGUGCAGAACUCCAGGGAAGUCAUAGAAAGCAUCGUGAAAGAAAAAACUGUUGUUUACGGCAUUACUACAGGUUUUGGGAAAUUUGCCAGAACUGUAAUUCCUGUCAGUAAACUAGAGGAGCUCCAGGUCAACCUAGUACGUUCACAUUCUUCAGGUGUUGGGAAACCACUAAUCCCUGAGAGAUGUCGGAUGCUCUUGGCUUUAAGGGUCAAUGUCUUGGCCAAAGGAUACAGUGGCAUUUCCCUGGAGACUCUCAAACAAGUUAUCGAAGUAUUUAAUGCCUCCUGCCUGCCCUAUGUUCCAGAGAAAGGAACUGUUGGUGCCAGUGGAGACCUUGCCCCACUCUCUCAUCUUGCUCUUGGGCUAAUUGGGGAAGGGAAGAUGUGGUCUCCGAAGAGUGGCUGGGCUGACGCUAAAUACGUCCUGGCAGCUCAUGGAUUGAAACCAAUUGUUUUGAAGCCAAAAGAGGGUCUGGCGCUCAUCAACGGGACGCAGAUGAUCACCUCCCUGGGCUGUGAAGCUGUGGAGAGAGCCAGUGCCAUUGCUCGGCAGGCUGACAUAGUGGCGUCCUUGACCCUCGAGGUGUUGAAGGGCACCACCAAAGCCUUCGAUACUGACAUUCACGCUGUUCGCCCUCAUCGUGGGCAAGUUGAAGUCGCUUUUCGGUUUCGGUCCCUCUUGGACUCAGAUCACCACCCAUCUGAAAUAGCAGAAAGUCACAGGUUCUGUGAUCGUGUUCAGGAUGCUUACACCUUGCGCUGCUGUCCACAGAUCCAUGGUGUGGUGAACGACACAAUAGCAUUUGCGAAGAACAUCAUUACCACAGAAAUUAACAGUGCAACAGAUAAUCCUAUGGUCUUUGCCAGCAGGGGAGAGACUGUUUCUGGAGGAAACUUCCAUGGUGAAUAUCCAGCCAAAGCCCUGGACUAUUUGGCCAUUGGCGUCCAUGAACUUGCUGCAAUUAGUGAAAGAAGAAUUGAAAGGCUCUGCAACCCCUCCCUCAGUGAGCUGCCUGCCUUCCUGGUGGCUGAAGGUGGUCUGAACUCUGGAUUCAUGAUAGCCCACUGCACGGCUGCAGCCCUGGUUUCUGAGAACAAGGCUCUAUGCCACCCCUCGUCCGUGGACUCUCUCUCCACCAGUGCUGCCACGGAGGACCAUGUCUCCAUGGGAGGAUGGGCAGCGAGGAAAGCCCUCAGGGUCAUUGAGCACGUGGAGCAAGUGCUGGCCAUCGAGCUUCUUGCAGCCUGCCAAGGGAUAGAGUUUCUACGCCCUUUGAAAACUACCACUCCACUGGAGAAGGUCUACGACCUGGUGCGCUCAGUUGUAAGGCCCUGGAUAAAAGAUCGCUUCAUGGCCCCGGACAUCGAGGCAGCGCACAGACUGCUCAUAGAGCAGAAGGUUUGGGAAGUAGCUGCACCAUACAUCGAAAAAUACAGAAUGGAGCAUAUUCCAGAAUCAAGACCUGUUUCUCCAACAGCAUUUUCAUUGGAAUUUCUGCACAAGAAAUCGACCAAAAUCCCAGAGUCUGAGGAUCUUUAAUGCUUUUUGUCACGAAUUAGCAGAUCAGAUGGUACUUAGUUUAACAGCAAACACUAUUAUGCUGAAGGAGAGACCUGAGAACUUUCUCAGGUGGAUCAAUCAAUUAUAUCGUUCAGUUCUAAUACCUGCUCUGGUUAGGCUGGUGACAGUAUUACAUUUAUUAAAUCUAGCACUGGUUACAGAUGCAGCUGGUGUUUCCAGAUUAUAGGACAUGCACAAUUAACAAAAUCUUAAUGAAAUCUAUAGGCCACUCACUCUUAAGGGUGAGAAGACUAACCACAACUGCAUGGACCUUUGACUCAAUAUUAGAUGAACUCAAAUCUUGAGACAGAUUGAUGGCAUUGUUUUCCAAAAACAUUAGACUUUUGUGAAUCUUUUUUUGUUUGUUUUGGGUUUGUUUGGUUUUUUUUUUUGCUUUGUCAAACUCUCCACUAGCUAACUCUGGCUGAUUGUACUGUGCCAUGCUAUGAUGAAUGUUCCUUAAUAUUUUGUAAAUGACACUUUUUAAGUCAUAAUUAGUUCUUA